AUGGCACAACCAGACAAGAAUCGAUUUGGCAGGAUGUUGAGAUCGUCGGCAUCUGGCACGGCAUUCCUAAUCAUGAUCCAGCUAACCUCGAGGAUUGUUACCUUCAUUGCGAAUCAACUAAUUCUGCGCAAGUUAUCUCCAGCCAUUGUCGGAAUUGCGGCUCAACUGGAACUUUAUCUGGCUACAAUACUGUAUUUCUCAAGGGAGAGCACUCGGAUAGCAAUCCAAAGGCAACCUUCAGGGACCGUGGUCGACAAAGCAGAGCAUUCUGGCAAUCGCGAAGUAGGGACUGGGGAUUCUACAGCAUCCCAGUCGGUGGUGAACAUUUCUUACUUGAGCCUCGCCAUGGGAAUUCCCAUGACAAUAGCGCUUGCCAUGUUCUAUGUGCAUUUUGCCUCAGAAAAGGUUUCUGAAACACCAUACUAUCACACCAGCGUGGCAAUUACUGGUGUCGCAUCACUUCUAGAACUUGGGGUUGAACCUUUCUUUGCUGUGGUGCAACAACACAUGUUAUACGAAAAGCGUGCUCUUGUUGAAAUGCCCGCAGCAUUUGUGAAAAGUGUGGUUGUUUGCAGCACCUUUAUAUGGGCCUCCAAAACCAGCUUCAAUGUUGGUAUCUUUCCAUUUGCAUUAGGGCAUCUAUGCCAUUCUCUCGUUCUCAUUGGUGGCUAUGCUGUCACCAUGCCUAGCACAGCGAGGAAAGGGGGAUUCUCGUUCCUUCCCAUGUGUAUAAAAUCCAGGUAUCGGUCCAGGUAUCUGGCUGGCAGAUUCUCUUAUCGGUUGAUCUCACUGUCUGCAAACGUCUUUGUGCAAUCAGCAGUCAAGCAUAUUCUUACUCAAGGUGACUCGAUGAUACUUGCAGCCAUGUCGAGCUUAGAGGAUCAGGGGGUAUAUUCUCUUGCCUCGAACUAUGGCGGCCUUGUUGCUCGCAUAAUCUUUCAACCAAUCGAAGAGAGCAGUCGAACACUCUUUGCAUCGCUUCUCAAUCCUGGGGAAGUUAGUGCACCUGAUCCUAGCGGUCUUAAUGUCGCAAAGAACCAUUUGGUAGGCAUAUUGCGCGCAUAUGGGCUCCUAUCAAUCAUUGUUUUCCCGUUGGCCCCGUCUUUAGUGCCUCGCGUUCUCCACCUGUUGGGUGGGCACCGAUGGACCUCGAUACAAGUUGAUCGUUUGCUUAUGAUGUAUUGCUACUAUAUACCAUUUUUAGCAUUUAAUGGUAUCACAGAAGCAUUUGUGUCAUCUACAGCUAGUCCUUUGGAGUUGCGGAAGCAAACAGGUUGGAUGGGGGCAUUUUCAGCAUCGUUCAUAUUGGCAGCUUACAUUUUUCUGAAAAUCUGCAAUAUGGGAGCUCAAGGAUUGGUAUGGGCUAACAUCGUGAACAUGGCAGUCCGCACGGUGUGGAGCUAUGUUUUCAUAGAUUCAUAUUUGCGUCGGCAUCAGAAUAGGCUUGCCUUGGCCGAAUUUAGCCCGCGCCUUUGCACCCAAAUUGCAGGAAUUCUAGCGACAUCUAUUAUGGUUUCUAACUCAGAGAUUCCUAACGACAAUUUCCACGAUAUCAUCAGGGCAAUUGCGUUAAAUACUGCCUAUGUCAUUAUUGUGUGA
Molecule: messenger RNA, 1599 nt
Organism: Aspergillus ruber CBS 135680
Lineage: Eukaryota; Fungi; Ascomycota; Eurotiomycetes; Eurotiales; Aspergillaceae
Product: oligosaccharide translocation protein RFT1
Exons: 2
Coding region: 1-1599 (532 amino acids)
Biological process (GO): glycolipid translocation; dolichol-linked oligosaccharide biosynthetic process
Cellular component (GO): endoplasmic reticulum membrane
Source: RefSeq, a predicted model, not a curated record